Messenger RNA from Rangifer tarandus platyrhynchus (Svalbard reindeer), 1683 nucleotides. The record is from the annotation of a GenBank genome assembly. Lineage: Eukaryota; Metazoa; Chordata; Mammalia; Artiodactyla; Cervidae.
AUGGCCCCGAGGCCUCCGACGGCCAGGCACCAGGAAUCACUGACUUUUAAGGAUGUAGCUGUGAACUUCACCCAGGAAGAAUGGCACCACGUGGAUGCUGCUCAGAGGCGCUUGUACAAGGAUGUGAUGCUGGAGAACUAUAGCCACUUGGUUUCUCUUGGAUAUCAAGUUUCCAAGCCAGAGGUGAUCUUCAAAUUGGAGCAAGGAGAAGAACCAUGGAUAGCAGAGGGAGAAAUCCAAAGACCUGUCUGUCCAGACUGGAAGACCAGGCCUGAAGCCAAAUCUUCACAUCUGCAGCAGAGCAUAUCUAAAGUAUCCCUUAGCACAGAUGAGCUCUCACAUACCACCGGAGAAGAUGCUUGGGACCUUAGUGGCCAGUUAGAAAGGCAUAAGGAAAACUGGAAGAGACAUCUGGGGCCAGAUUCAUCCACCCAGAAGAAAAUAAUCACACCAGAGGAAACUUGUGAGCAAAAUACAUUUGGUGAAAACUGUAGAUUGAACACAGACCUGGUUACGCAACUGAACAUUCCUCCAGGGUCUAGUGAAUGUGAUACCCUUGGGAGCAAUUUGGGACAUAAUUCAGACUUACUUAAUCAGAAUAAUAUCCUUGCAAAAAAGAAACCUUAUAAAUGCAAUAAAUGUAGAAAAGCAUUUAUUCACAGAUCAUCUCUGACUAAACAUGAGAAAACUCAUAAAGGAGACGGAGCUUUUCCCAAUGGUACAGAUCAGGGAAUUUACCCUGGAAAGAAGCACCAUGAAUGUACUGACUGUGGGAAAACCUUCCUCUGGAAGACACAACUUACUGAGCAUCAGAGAAUUCACACUGGAGAGAAACCCUUUGAAUGUAAUGUGUGUGGGAAGGCCUUCAGGCAUAGCUCCUCCCUAGGUCAGCAUGAGAACGCUCAUACUGGAGAGAAACCCUAUCAGUGUAGUCUUUGUGGGAAAGCCUUCCAGCGCAGCUCCUCUCUCGUUCAGCACCAGAGAAUUCACACGGGAGAAAAACCUUAUCGAUGUAAUUUGUGUGGGAGGUCAUUUAGGCACGGCACAUCCCUCACUCAGCAUGAGGUUACACACAGUGGAGAGAAACCCUUCCAGUGUAAGGAAUGUGGGAAAGCUUUUAGUCGAUGUUCUUCUCUUGUCCAACAUGAGAGGACACAUACAGGAGAGAAACCUUUCGAAUGUAGCAUAUGUGGGAGAGCUUUUGGUCAGAGCCCAUCCCUUUACAAACACAUGAGGAUUCAUAAGAGAGGUGAGAAACCCUAUCAAUGUAAUGUAUGUGGAAAAGCUUUCAAAAGGAGUACGAGUUUCAUAGAGCAUCACAGAAUUCAUACUGGGGAAAAACCAUAUGAAUGUAAUGAAUGUGGAGAAGCUUUCAGUCGACGCUCAUCACUGACUCAACAUGAGAGAACCCACACUGGAGAGAAACCCUAUGAAUGUAUUGACUGUGGGAAAGCCUUCAGUCAGAGUUCAUCUCUCAUUCAGCAUGAGAGAACUCAUACUGGAGAAAAACCCUAUGAAUGUAAUGAAUGUGGGCGAGCUUUCCGAAAGAAAACCAAUCUGCAUGAUCAUCAAAGAAUCCAUACUGGAGAAAAACCCUAUGCUUGUAAGGAAUGUGGGAAAAACUUCAGUCGAAGCUCAGCUCUUACUAAACAUCUGCGAAUUCAUACACGAAAUAAACUCUAA